UUCUUGUCUGCUGGGCACUGACUAUAUUUAACCUCAAAAUUGCUCCCAUCUGUAGCUCCUGCGCAAAGAUGAAAGUGGCGCAGCGAGCGCCCCACCCCAAUGAAUUUGACUGGCUGUGAGCAACAUUGGUAUGACUGAGGAAAAAUUGCCUUUUGAAACAUGGCAAGAUUGAGAGCUGGAUAUAAUUUCUCUGUGAAAUCUAGCACUCCUGAAGAACUGUACUGUGAAAAGACUGAGGACUCAGUGGGAAAAAGUAUAGAGUUUUCUAGGAUAGAACACGACCAAGAAUUGCAGAACAUGUUUUAUGAUUCAAUUUUAUCCGAAUCUGCAGUGUCUACAACUUUUCGUAUACCUAAAUUUGCACACUUAAAUUAUGAAAGUUUUGAGGAAAAGUUGCCUCAAAAUCCUGAGAAUACUCAGUCCAGAACUGUGAAUGACACUAAUUGUAAACCAGGAGCUAACCAAUGGAGUGCAAGUAUGUCAAAUCAGUCUACAUCUUUUAGAGGAACAAUGCUGUCAACAAUCUUUGAAGAAAGUCUUCCAACCAUGUCACAGAAUGAAAAGGUUUAUCAAUCCAGUGCUGUGGAGACCACUACUACCAAAGGCACUGUAGAAAAUGAUUCAACACCAUCCAAGUCUCUCAAGUACUUCAGUGGAAAGACUGAAGUUGCCCCAAGAAGCAGAUCCAGAUCACAUUCUCAAAAAUCAUCUACGAAUUUUGAUUCAAAGAUUCUUGAAAAAUCUAUCAGCAAAAGGAAAAACAGAAGGACAAAAAGAUUGCCUAUUGAGCAGCAAAUUCGGAUACAAGAAUGGACAAUUCGCCAACUAAACAACAUUGAAGAAGCCAGCAAACAUGAACUAGUUAUAGAAGUCGAGUAAGUGCACCAAGUUGGAGAUACAAGCUUCAGAUGAGAAGGCUCCUUUAUGCUUGGUAUUAAAAGCCCAUUAUUGAGAUAAAGUAAGAAAUCUUUAAAAACUAUAAAAAUUUAAAUAAAGAAAUGAAAAAUAUUAAACUAGCUAACACUUUAAUUAUGAAAAAGUACUUAAUACAUUAAAAAUUAAAUAUUUUUAAAAAGUGGAUUUAUUAAUCCCUUUCUUGCCAUUCUGCCCUUUUGAAAUCAAUGCCUUUGAAAUCAGUGAGUUAACAGAUUAUGGGCUUGGUCUAACCUGGCAUAUGGUCUAAGACUCUUACACUCAGAAGUAGAUGUUGAGAAAUCUCAGCAAGAUUUGGCUGUUCUGCUGGGGUUGACAAGGCGAUGGUAUGUUUUGCCUGGAUAAUGCAUCUGUAUUUACUAUAUAAUUUGGAAUAAUGCAAUGUUUUGAGUAAGAAAAGCAGUUUAGAUACUAGAAAUUAUUUAUAUUCACUGGUUAACAUGCCUGUUGCCACAGAAACACAAGUCAAAGUUAUGUUUAAGUAAAUUAACAAGAACAUUUCAGCUGCUAUUUUCUUUAUGAUUUGAUUGAUUGACAAUUUCACUAAAUUUCAAAUCCAAGCCAGAUUAGUUCAUAUUCAUUUGGAUCCCUGGUAUUUUUUGGGAGUUUGUUUCAGGAUUGAAGCAAUCAGACCUUAUAAAAGCAUUCUUGUGUAGGUAGAAUUGAAAGUUAAUUACAUGGUUCAUAUUUAUAAAUGAGACCUUUAAAAUAUAAAUCACUAAAUGAAGGACCAACAAAUGAGAAAAUAUUUCACUGGUAACAGGUUAUUUUCUGAAAAGUAGCUGGCCAAUGCACAGCAGUUUAAUUUUUGUUUAAUUUUACUCUGAAUAUAUGGAGAGUAAGAAAUCAAAAAACUAUUUGUACCUCAAAAGGAUUGAGAGGUGAAAUAACUAUAAUGCAAUUAUAUGUUUUUAAAUUAGUUUUCUGAUACAGCAAUAAAGUAUGAAUCAUUCAAAGGU
This is a messenger RNA of Pristis pectinata (smalltooth sawfish), 1892 nucleotides long. RefSeq lists its product as uncharacterized. The transcript has 3 exons. NCBI's taxonomy places the organism in Eukaryota, Metazoa, Chordata, Chondrichthyes, Rhinopristiformes, Pristidae. The record is from RefSeq and is a predicted model, not a curated record. Bases 160 to 879 code for a protein of 239 amino acids.